AUGACACAGAUGAUAGAGAUGAUAGGAUCAUGCACUUCAAUUGAUAAGUUCAACAACUACCUCACCAGUAUGACUCAACAACAACAGUCGACGGCAAUCAAACAACACUUUGAUGACAAUGAAUUAUAUAGUAUGAUCACUGGUUUUAUGAAGCUUGUUCCUCCAUAUGACGGCAAGGACAAAUCUCUGGCCAAACCAAAUAGUGUCUUUGUUGAUACCAACAGAUUGAUGGCUAUCAAAAAGCAGAUUGAGUCAUGCUUUCUAAUCAUUGAACAAAGAAAUCAGACUUCCACAACAAAUGAAGAUGCUCCCGAUCCAGACGUUGGAGGUGAACUCAACGGACAUGCGAUAUCAGUGGGAGAGCAUGGUUCGGAACCAUGCUCUUUGUUCUCGCUGGAAACUUCCAAAUGGACAACAAUUAGAGAUGUAUUUAACAAUCGGGAUCAAGUUUCUACUGCGGUGGUAUACGCCAGAGGUGAUGUCUAUUUAUUUGGAGGAGAUUGCUCCAAAGGCGACAAGCCAAGGUACUACUCAAGAUACUCCCUAGCUGAGAAGAAGUCCUACCGAUAUGACAUCGUUGGCAUCUAUGGAGGCAGCAAUAUUUCUACUUGCUACGAUGGUGACAAUCUCAUCUACCUAAUUGGAGGCUACGAAAACAUCAAUCAUAUGACUGACCUGCCGUACAAUGGAAAUCAGUUGAGAAGGGUGGAUUGCUUCGACAUCACAUUGCAACAGUUCAAAAAUGUUGGAGAGCUCGACUUCGAAGUGACCGAUGUCAGUUCACACUUCCACAACAACUUGAUCUACAUCACUGGAGGUGGCCAGGGAUUGUUUACAUUCAAUGUUGGAACCAAAGAGACUUCCAUUCUCAAGAAAGACAUACCAGGCUAUUACAUAAGAAGCUGUUUCGAUGGCUAUGACAAACUAUAUAUGCUAGAUCACUAUGAUAACUUCCUACAGUAUAGUAUCUCCACACAACAUAUUACCAACCUAUCCAAGCUACCACUAUCAACCAGAGUUGAGAAACUAUUAUACGACCGAUACUUUGGCAUCCUAUUCCUUGGCGGCAAAGGCAACAACUAUCAAUACUCAAUACAAGAGAACCAAUGGACACUGAUCAAAGAUGACGACCCAAGGAAUUCUCGCAAUUGGCAUGGAGGAUGUAUUAUUCGUGAUUGA
Acytostelium subglobosum LB1 is the source of this 1179-nucleotide messenger RNA. RefSeq lists its product as hypothetical. The transcript has a single exon. The record is from RefSeq and is a predicted model, not a curated record. Gene Ontology annotation, molecular function: protein binding. The coding region runs from base 1 to 1179 and encodes 392 amino acids. NCBI's taxonomy places the organism in Eukaryota, Evosea, Eumycetozoa, Acytosteliales, Acytosteliaceae.